Messenger RNA from Ostrinia furnacalis (Asian corn borer), 1494 nucleotides. RefSeq lists its product as uncharacterized. The transcript has 2 exons. The coding region runs from base 322 to 1029 and encodes 235 amino acids. The record is from RefSeq and is a predicted model, not a curated record. Gene Ontology annotation, biological process: regulation of transcription by RNA polymerase II. Gene Ontology annotation, cellular component: transcription regulator complex; nucleus. Lineage: Eukaryota; Metazoa; Arthropoda; Insecta; Lepidoptera; Crambidae. Gene Ontology annotation, molecular function: DNA binding.
AUAGCGCCAUCUAUCUUGGCUAACCAAAACAGAACAACGCCAUCUACUUGGCUAACUGAAAUAACAAACCUGCAUGUACUAGUUAGUACCAAUAAUCACCGUCGCUACUUUUGUGUUGAUGGCGCCUCUGUCUGACGCGUUGAUCUGACGUAUGAUCUGGCAACUGGCACGUGAUUUGCCACUCGACCGGAAGUGCGACGCAAGUUAUCGAGCUGCGCCAUUAGUGACGCGUGACGUGGCGCGCUGACAUGCCACUCGGUAUAAGUGACAAAUAUUAGUGGCACGUAACAUUAUUGUUGUUACUAACAAAAGUUGUAUAAAAUGAGGGACGAUUACGAAUACAACAAUCAAUUAAUCCAAAUGAUCCAAGAAAGACCAUGUCUAUUCGAUUACAACAGACCCGAUUAUAGGAACAGGAACGUUCAAGAUGCUGCGUGGUUAGAAAUAUCAAAUAAAAUGAAUGAAUCGGUUGCCGAUUGCAAAGAGAGAUGGAAAAACAUACGGGGAUGUUACACGAGGCAUUUAAAAAAUCGUAACAGAGCGUCCGGCUCUUCUUCGAAGUCGAAAUACGUCAAACCAUAUUAUUUGGCUGAGCAGCUACAGUUUUUGGAUGGUUUCACGAAAACCAGACCACCGAAGGGGUUCUUUUAUGCGGAACCAAGAGCAGAAAUGGAUCAGGAAGACCUUGAAAUGGAGGAGGAUUCUGACAACAGUUGUGAUGCUGAAACGCCGUCCCCUAUCCCUUCACCCGUACAUAAAAAGGCAGUUAAAAGGGAGUCAGAAAUGUUUUCUAAACCAAACGACGUUAAGAAACCUAAAAAAGUAUCUCUAAAUGACGUAAACACAUUUGCCGUGGAAUAUUUCAAGUCGAAACAAAAGAUGACUGAACACAGCGAACAUCGGGACCCAGAUUUCGCGUUCCUGUACAGUUUAUUACCGGAUAUGAAGGACAUGACUCGCGAACAGAAACGCAAGUUCAAAAUGGGUGUGCUUCAAUUAGUCGGCGAUGUACUGGAAGAUAAUACUUAAUUAUUAAAUGUUUAGAUUAUCAACAAAUUUCGGCCGAAGUGGUUUAUAGAGGCGUCAAGUGAAUUCAAAAUCUCCCACUAAAAUGACUUAAUUAUUGUUUUUCAAUUUCACAAUUAGGUACUACUUAAAUUAUUAUAAAGUUUAUUGAAUACUGAGACUAAGUAAUGCCCGUUUUAAACAAAAUUCCUGUAUGUGAUACCAUAAGGGUCACAUAAAAAAUAAGGAUUGAUGGUGAAAACAGUCAUAAAACUUGUAUUAAUUUAAGGUAUCCCGUAAAAUUAAGGUGUAAAUAAUAAAUACAUUUGUUUUAAAUAUAUGUACCUACUUGUUUUAAUAACAUUUUCUAGAUUUAAAUUGAUGGAUGGUAUGACGUUUACCAAUUAACUAAGAAAAAAUAAUUUUACUUUACUAAGUACUAAUAAAAGUAAACAUAACAAUACGUUAUUAUACCUAACAUAGGUAGAA